This is a messenger RNA of Adelges cooleyi (spruce gall adelgid), 2541 nucleotides long. It is a transcript of the gene Rgl, whose product is annotated as ral guanine nucleotide dissociation stimulator. Gene Ontology annotation, biological process: positive regulation of GTPase activity; Ras protein signal transduction. Gene Ontology annotation, cellular component: plasma membrane. The transcript is spliced from 15 exons. Lineage: Eukaryota; Metazoa; Arthropoda; Insecta; Hemiptera; Adelgidae. Bases 305 to 2338 code for a protein of 677 amino acids. The record is from RefSeq and is a predicted model, not a curated record. Gene Ontology annotation, molecular function: guanyl-nucleotide exchange factor activity.
GUUGUAUGCGUUUGUGUGAACUGUUAACAACAACAAUAACGAUUUUGAAAACUGAUAACAGCAUCGACAGUGUCCAGAUCGGAACGACAGAAUUUGUGUUUAAUGUAUUUAACAUGAAAUCGUGAACCGCCGACGCCGUCCGACAGAUAUAUUCGAACAUAAAAUAAUAAUAUUAUAGUAAUAAUUUAGAUAUCAAAAUAUUAUAAUUAUGGUCAUCGUCAGUCGGCUUGUCAGCGUCACGAUACUGAAAAACAGCGACCACGGUGAUUCGGAAUUUCCGCAAUUAUGAUGUAGGCGAACAAGUAUGAAUUUUGAUGCCGAAAGCUCCCCAACAUGGAAAUUAUGGGGUGAAGAGAGAGAGGAAGGUGCUGUUUACACAAUUUAUUUAAAAAAAGUUCGCUAUCAAAACCCCACAAAAACAUUAUUGGAUUCAGAUGAUGAAAGAUCUCAUUUAGAAUGGGAAACAGUCAGAGUGAAAUUUAUUAAAGCAGGAACGAUUGAAAAGCUUGUUAAUAGCUUGGCAUCAGAUGACGGUGAAUUAGAAUCUACUUUUGUGAAUAUUUUUCUUGCCACCUAUAGAACAUUUGCAUCCUCACAUCAUGUUUUAUCUCUAUUAAUUGAAAGAUAUGAAUACUUAGUAAACAAUAAAUUCAACUUAUCAGAAACUAUGAUUGAUCCACUUAAAAAAACAGUCAUAUCAGCUCUACACGUAUGGCUAGAUUCGUACCCUGAAGAUUUUCGUGACCCUCCAUUACAUACUUGUUUACGAUGUUUACAUUCGUUUACUUAUUCUUAUUUACCAAAAACGGAACUUCACAUUAAAGCAACUUAUAGAUUAGAUAGAUAUCUUAAAGAAUGCAAGCAACUUGAUGAGACAUCUACUUACAUCUGUGAUGACUACGAUUUAGUUAUUGGUGAAUCUCCUCAAUCUCCUUACAACUUUCCUGACGUUGCAGAAAGACAUUUUGCUGAACAAUUAACAAGAAUGGAUAGAGAUGUAUUAAAAGGAAUGGUUGCCCAUCAAUGUUUGGGAGCUGUAUGGUCUAAAAAUAAAAGAGCAGGGUCUGCACCUACCGUUUUAGCUACGAUUGAUCAAUUCAAUGCAGUUUCUUUGAGAGUUAUAAGCACGGUUUUAUUGGCUUUAAACUCCGACAGGGCACAUGUUAUUGAAACAUGGAUUGAUAUUGCACAAGAAUUAAGAGUACUAAAAAAUUUUUCAUCGUUGAAAGCUAUCAUUUCCGGUUUGCAAUCUAAUUCUGUGUUUAGAUUACAAAAAACAUGGCAAUCAGUACCCCGGGAUAAGGUAGAACUUUUCCAAGAAUUGGCUCGGAUAUUUAGUGAAGACAAUAAUCAGUGGGCACAACGUAAAUUAUUAAUAAGAGAAGGUACUGCAAAAUUCGCUGAUACAUUUGGCCACAACGAUAGACAUUUACAAAAAAUAAUUCAAAAACAACAAAUUAGUAAAUUAAACAUAGGCACAAUUCCUUACUUAGGAACAUUUUUAACUGACUUGACUAUGAUUGAUGCAGCUACACCUGACGUUUUACCUGAUGGUCUUAUUAAUUUUGAUAAAAAACGAAAAGAAUUCGAAGUAUUGGCUCAAAUAAAGUUACUCCAAGGUGCAGCAAAUUCUUAUAACAUACCAGAAGAUACAGUGUUUGACCAAUGGUUUCAUUCUAUUUUGGUCUUGGACGAUCGAGAGGCAUUCAGAAUUUCUUGUCAGAUAGAACCACCAGAUCAUUUACCCUCUUCUUGUGCUAAUUCGAUUAUUGGCACCGGAAAGAAAUACAAUUAUGAGCAUAAAAAGAAUGACUCAAUAUCAAGUAAUUGUAGCGUUAAAAGUUAUUACGGUUUAUCAGAUGAUGGUUUACACUCACCAAAUAAUUCUCUAGACAAACAGGAUUCGUUGCUUGAUUUGUCUUCAUCAUCUAGUAGUUAUUCUUUACAGUCAUUUGAUAUGUCUAUAUCGGGAAGUAACAAUACCAAUCAAUCGGUUAAAAACAGUAUUAACAACUCAACUUUUAACACGACAUCUGAUUUUUAUAUAAUUCGCAUUACGCUUGAUGCUGUAAACGUGGAGACUGACGGAGUUGUAAUGUACAAAAGUAUUAUGCUAAGCAAUAAUGAACGUACACCACAAGUGAUUAGGAACGCUAUGUUAAAAUUUUGUAUUGAUGAUGAUCCUGAAAACUAUGUUUUGUCGCAAGUUUUACCCGAUAAAGAAAUGAUUUUACCAAUGACGGCGAAUGUAUACUAUGCAGUUAACACAGAGUACGAUUUAAACUUCUCACUUCGGAAAAAGACGUGGAAAAAUAAUAAUACAAUUCCUAAAAAAUAAUUUUUAUUUUUAUACCAAAAGAACUGACUAGGAUGAUUUUUUUUUAGAUGAUUCUAGUUAAAUUAUAAUAAUAAUAUUUUUCAAUGAUAUAUUUUUGAAUAAAUACAAUUUUUAUGCAAAUCCAAAAUCAAUCUAAUAAGCAGAGUUAAAAAUUAUAAUGUUAUUGUAUCAUAUUAUUGUGUAUUAUUUUUUUUUAUUAUGAA